Messenger RNA from Glycine soja, 440 nucleotides. Its product is annotated as transcription factor MYB30-like. Gene Ontology annotation, biological process: response to auxin. Bases 147 to 440 code for a protein of 97 amino acids. Lineage: Eukaryota; Viridiplantae; Streptophyta; Magnoliopsida; Fabales; Fabaceae. The record is from RefSeq and is a predicted model, not a curated record. The transcript has 3 exons.
UGUAUAUACUCAAAUUAAGAGGUAGCAGUUUUUCAAAAACUGGCUAACUAGUUUAAUUUGUUGCUUUGCCUGCAUUGUAGUAACCAUAUACAUAGAGUGGUGGAUAUAUAGAUAUAUAUAGCGUAAAAAUUGCACACCUCAGAGAUAUGGUAAGGGCUCGUUGUUGUGAGAAAGUGGGAUUGAAAAAGGGAAGGUGGACAACGGAGGAGGACAUCAUAUUGGUGUCUUAUAUUCAGGAACAUGGUCCUGGAAAUUGGAGGGCAGUUCUUGCCAAAACAGGGUUUUCAAGAUGCAGCAAGAGUUGCAGACUUAGAUCAACUAAUUACCUGAGGCCAGGAAUCAAACAAGGCAACUUCUCAGAACAAGAGGAGAAGAUGAUAAUCCAUCUUCAAGAUCUUUUAGGAAACAGGUACAAAUCAAUCUUCCAAGCACCUACUUAG